AGAGACUGUGUGGGGUACUACAGAGGGGAACAGCGCACAGCAAAGGUAAACAAGGUCUUUAAUCAAUCAGCGGAUGUUUAAAAGCAGGGAACAGUCGAGAAAAAGCAGGUUGUGAAUGGAGGCAGCCUGCAGUUUGUACAGGAGGUUAUAAGUAGAGGAGCUAACUGUGCCAGAAAUACAGAGCAGACCUCAGCUGUUGCACUAGCCCAGUCUGAUCAGAUUUGUCAAGCCUCACCUCCUAUUUCUUCUCAACGGCCCUCCUUGUUGCCUCGUUUUCCUCUCCGGAGCCAUGCAUCCCCAGCGUCCUCUUCCCCAGGCCAUGCCUUCCUCCUCUCUGGGACAGCACCUGAGGGACAUGGCCAUGGGUCUGGGAAGAGGCAAGAACUUCCUUGGAGGAAACUUUGCCUACGGUUUUAUUCAGUCGUUUAAGGAGUGCCUCUACUUCCUCCUCUGCUGCUGGUGCAUCAAAGAGAUCCUGGACUGACAGAGAGUAAAUCAAGUGGUCAAACAUUGAUUUUCCAUUUUUCUCCGUUGGCUCCUAUAGUGUAAUUUAAACCAGCUUUUAUUUCAUUGGGAAUGGAGUGUUUGAUCAGCGGUGCUGGCAAAGCAUU
Messenger RNA from Perca fluviatilis (European perch), 611 nucleotides. RefSeq names its product lens epithelial protein. Gene Ontology annotation, biological process: multicellular organism development. Bases 290 to 484 code for a protein of 64 amino acids. NCBI's taxonomy places the organism in Eukaryota, Metazoa, Chordata, Actinopteri, Perciformes, Percidae. The transcript has a single exon. The record is from RefSeq and is a predicted model, not a curated record.